Messenger RNA from Xenia sp. Carnegie-2017, 641 nucleotides. Its product is annotated as UPF0691 protein C9orf116 homolog. Lineage: Eukaryota; Metazoa; Cnidaria; Anthozoa; Malacalcyonacea; Xeniidae. Gene Ontology annotation, biological process: axoneme assembly. Bases 90 to 479 code for a protein of 129 amino acids. The record is from RefSeq and is a predicted model, not a curated record. Gene Ontology annotation, cellular component: axonemal microtubule. The transcript is spliced from 5 exons.
UUCAUCGAUAAAAGUAAGACAAUAAGUAAAGUGGAACAGUUGUUUCUUUUGAAAAGUAAGAUAGACAACUAAAUUUCUCAUUGCUCUUGAUGAAUUCUAAAGGUUCACGUACAAGUGAACUCGAAGCGACGAAACCUGUCUUCGGCCUGAAUGACGCGGAGGCUAUUACAAAUGCACGCGAAGCAGUAAAUAACUCAGGCAAUCCCGUCUUUUCAUGUUUGACAAAUAUAAAUGCAACUGACGUGGCUGCGACGCCUGUUUUGACGGCAAGUGAAGACGUAUUUCAAGGCUACAACACCAAGAAGCAACACCCAAUGUACAUGACGAGUUCCAUGGAUUAUGGUUCACGACAGCCCACGGUACAUACAAUGCCGACGAUGUUUCAUGCCAAAAAUCAGAAGUUCUCCGCGCAUCUCAGCAAAUGUGGAAUGUAUAGAGACCAUUCUCUAAACACGGCCAUGGACAAGAGUACAGUUUGACCGUCUUACACACAAUAAUUUCUGUAAAUAUAAUUUCUAAUGCAGUCAGUUAGAUACAAGUGAUGGAAAAAUGUAUGUACACACAAUGCAAGUUUCAAAAAAUGAUACGUGUCAAGAAGUUGAGUAGUUCAAUAUAUGUCCAGAAAAGAUGGAGAGCUAAAA